CCCCGCUACGCGACUGCGAACACCGCGCCGCGUCCGCGUCAUUGAACAACAAGACUCGCUCGAUGGCAGGCGUUUUCCUGCCAAUAUGAAAAGAGUUAAGCAACUCUAUCACAAAAUACGCGAUAGUGGAAUUUCUAUGUUAUUCUUAUUUUACAAAUAAUUUAUUUUUAUAGUGUUGUUGCAUUGGAAAACAUAUUUUUAUUUAUUAGUGAAUAAAACCUAGAUAAUUAUUGUAAAUACGCUUUACUGGUGUUGUAUUCGCCGUACAGUGCUCUGUGAUUGUUUUGUUUAAAUAUUCUAAGCUUCGGGAAAAUAGCAAAAAACAGUGAUAGUGUGGAUUAACUAUCCAGCCCCGCAAUAUCGAGUGAUCAACCAGUUUCUAGUGUCUCGAUUGAGGUGUCAUCGGAUUCAUUGACACAAGCAUCACUAACUGUCAUCAAUAGGUGGAAAACCUACAAAAAUUGUGGACGACACUGAUUCAAAUAUGUGUUGUGAUUUGCAGAUGCUCUCGGUUCAAGUGCCGGGGUGCGCGGGCAUGGAGCGGCUGGGCGCGCCGGGGGGACCGCGCCUACGGCACGAUCACAGACAUCACCAUUCCACAUUGGAAUGGGAGAAGCAGCAAAGACUGCAAGCGAUGGUGGGACGGAUCCAGGAGAUGGUGGAACAAGAAACGCGCGCGCGGUCCGCCGCCGCGGCAGAGAGGCUCGGCCUGCCGCCCAGCAUACAGCUGCCCGACGGCGAGUACGGACAAGACGCGCAUUUACAGUUACGAGUCCCUUAUCAGCAAGCCGAGCUGACGAGAAGCAGCUUCCAGCCGCCGCCGAACAAGUGCGUGAGCGACGUGCCGGAGUGGGCGGGCGACGGCGCGGGCGCGGCGCGGCGCGCGGGCAAGAAGGACGGGCUGCUGCAGAAGGCGACGCGCUGGUGGGGGCGCAUGGGCGCGCGGCCGGGCGCGGGCGGCGCGGGCCCGCCGCCCUGCGUCAUGGUGCCGCGCCGCCCGCGCGCGCCGCCCGACGCCUGACGCCGCCGCCCGCACCAUAUCACGCUUACAUUCCAUUGUCGGGCCGCGAGCGCUCGGCCGGAGUAUUGUAGCCUCGCCGCCCGCCGCCCGCCGCCGCCGCCGCCGCCGCCGCCGCCGGACGCGCCGCCGCGAGUGCGAUGUGACGCGCGGAACCAAGACUGAGUAAUUAGCGCCGAGUCGGAGUCGAGGUAACGUUGUCUUAGGUAAAAUUAAUUCAAAUAGAAACAAUUAAAGUAUAUAAUAUUUAAUGAAACUUUCGAUUGUAACCUUCGAUGAUGUUGUAUAUUGUGAGAGGUCGGACGCGAGCGCCGGUCUCGCGGUGUACGGUUUCAUGUUUAUGUGACCCGUUUUGAACUUUAUUUCUACCCGGCAGCUCCGAAUCUGUGUUUAAACAACUUUUAUAUUUGUUUACGAUUAUAAUAUGUAUGUGAAAGAAUGCAUAUCAGUACGGUGAAAGCGAGGAAUAUUAAUUUACAGAGCAUAGUGCUAUUUUAUUGUAAAUAUUAGAUUAAUGAUGGCCGAAUGCCAGAAUCCGAGGGUCUUUUCGAUUGAGUGUUUACUACAUUCCAUAUUUAUGUUGAAAUAUUCUCAGUUCUGAUUACUGUACACGCUGCUUUCCGCCCGCAAUAGUAGUCUUUCUCGUUCGCGCCUCAACUCACUUGUGUGUUCUCCGGUGUAUUGUCGUCGACAAUAAACAGCAACUAGUGAAUGAUAUUAAAAUGCAAUUAUAUAGAAAUCUCAUUAGGGAAUAGACAUUGUUUAAAUUUUAAAAUAUUGGUUGACUUAGUUUUAAAUUAAGCAAGUAUUUAUUGUAAUUUAUGUUAGCAUACAUAUUCUGCAUUACUUAAUUAAUAAUAAUUUUACAGUAAGUUAUAAAAUCCUAAUAAAAUAGUUAAAAAUGCAGAAUAUGUGUGAUCCAAAAAACGUUGAAGGAUUAUUUAAAUUGUCAUUACUAGCCGCUUCUGGGCAUAAAUAAACGUAACAUGCCUUGAACAUACAAAUAAAUAUAAAAAUAUAAUUUCCCUGUAAUAAAUAAUAAAUGUAUAUAAUAAAUGUAUGUGCAAGGUAUUUGUUGCCGAAAAUGAAUAAAUGCAAGGUUGUCUGCAUAUCUAAAAUGCAUCGCAUGUCAAUGAGUCGAUGGAGCGCAGGCAGCCUUGGCCGCGCGGCCAUUCAUGCUCAAUAGGACUGAACUACGCCAUUCAUUGUUUAUUAUCAAUAUUAUUUUGUCUACAAAGUGUCAUAAAGCUGUAAAAAUGUAUGAUUUUGUGUUUAUUUUUAUGUGUCAUGUGUCCCAUUUAAUUUCGAAGCUACGCUAUCCUGUAUCAUAAUUCUCGUGUCAAAUUCAAAUUGAGUUGUGGUUAAUGUGUCCGUAAUAGUGUCUAAUAAUUAUUGUCUGCCUCUUUUAUGAGACAAUGAUGUAGAAAAAGCAGUUCUUGUACAAAAUGCUAAUAAAAAUAUAAAAGUUGUUUAAAGUAGUAUCACAGAAUAGAUUUAUAAUCUAGAAUCAAACAAUAUUCCAUUUGUCAUAUAAAUAAGUAAACGCAGAAGCAAAUGAUUAAUAAUAAAAAAAACUGCAUUAAAUUAUGACCUACCAAUAAUGAA
This is a messenger RNA of Ostrinia furnacalis (Asian corn borer), 2623 nucleotides long. RefSeq lists its product as uncharacterized. The transcript has 4 exons. The coding region runs from base 485 to 1021 and encodes 178 amino acids. Lineage: Eukaryota; Metazoa; Arthropoda; Insecta; Lepidoptera; Crambidae. The record is from RefSeq and is a predicted model, not a curated record.